Messenger RNA from Ostertagia ostertagi, 471 nucleotides. The record is from the annotation of a GenBank genome assembly. Lineage: Eukaryota; Metazoa; Nematoda; Chromadorea; Rhabditida; Trichostrongylidae.
AUGCAUCGAGUGUCGAAUGGCAGCGUCGCCUCGGGCGACAGUCGCCGAAACAGUAUGGUGGAUGCGUGUGGGCGAUUCUGCAGUCAGCCAACAAAUGGCGCACCUGAAUUACUGAUAGCGUUGUGCUACGAUACGGAUCACGGAUGUCUUACGGUAGGCAUAGAACGAGGUUCAUCGCUUGGCGACAAGAACAGACCGACAGACACGUUCAUCAAGAUUGUUGCAUUGGGUGAAUUCGGCAAUGAGCUAUGGCGUCAAAAAACUGAAGUAGUUAAAGGAUGCUCAGAACCACAAUACGACCAUGCUGCGUCUAUACAGUUGCACCGCCCGGACCUCGAUGUGUGUACAGUACGAAUUGAGGUGUGGAGCUCAGUGGGUGUACUAAGGCGACGACAAAUGCUUGGGUGGUUGGCAAAUGGGAUUGAACUCAAGUUCACCGGACGCUCAGGACACUGGGAGCAGAUGAUACAG